Messenger RNA from Anolis sagrei ordinatus, 710 nucleotides. It is a transcript of the gene MIX23, whose product is annotated as mitochondrial matrix import factor 23. Gene Ontology annotation, cellular component: mitochondrion; mitochondrial intermembrane space. Lineage: Eukaryota; Metazoa; Chordata; Lepidosauria; Squamata; Anolidae. The record is from RefSeq and is a predicted model, not a curated record.
GGAGCUACUCUUGCGCCGCCGCGCUCGCUGAUUGGCUCUCGUCGUGACUCUCCAAUAUGGCGGCGCCCAACUCUCAUCCAAACUGUGAGGACUUUGCUGAAUUCCAGGAAUUGCUCAGAGUGAUGAGAACAAUUGAUGACAGAAUAGUCCAUGAGUUAAAUACUACUGUUCCAACAUUAUCUUUUGUAGGAAAAAUUGAUGCUCGCCAAACUUGUAAAGAGCUUCACCAGUCGCUGUCAGAGGCUCAUGAAAGUAGAGACAGAAUAAUCAAAAGCUGUAUUGCCCAAACAUCUAAUGUAGUAAAGACUUUGCAAGAAGAGAGGAAGAAAUCUCUGGAAGACAUAACUUUAUUAAAAAGGCUCAGGAAAGAACAGACAAAGUUGAAAUUAAUGCAAUCAGAACUGAAUGUUGAAGAAGUGGUAAACGAUAGAAGCUGGAAGGUAUGGAGGUAUUUAAUGAACGCUGCAGAGCUCAUUAUAAACCACCGAAGAGUCAAUGAUAUAAGUGAGGGGAGAGUUUCCCCUGAUAGUGGACUUCAGUCAUGCCAAUAAACUGGAGAAGAAUCAUGGAGCAAGCUGCAAGGGACCUUUGGAAAACAUCUAAAUCUGUGGGAUUCAGUCUAAUGAAUGAUUUUGCUAAUUGGGAUUUGUACAAAAUUUGUACAAAAACGUCAGAAGGUUAAGAAUUUUUUAUUAAAAAAUCAGAAUUAU